Molecule: messenger RNA, 1316 nt
Organism: Phialemonium atrogriseum
Lineage: Eukaryota; Fungi; Ascomycota; Sordariomycetes; Cephalothecales; Cephalothecaceae
Exons: 1
Coding region: 399-1142 (247 amino acids)
Molecular function (GO): helicase activity
Source: RefSeq, a predicted model, not a curated record
ACACUCGAGUCUGAAGAACCGCAAUACCAGCAUCCAUUCAAGUAUAUAUAAUGAGAGCUCCGCUGCUUAUCUGAAGAGGGUCUUCGCCGACGAGAAGCUUUUCAAGGUUAGGAUUCGCCAGAGAAUCUCUGACAAAACCCCCAGGGUCGAGAUAUCUGCGCUCAACGCCCUCAUCCACCCGAAAGGUGCCGACAUCCACCCAGGCCCAGGCUCCAUAGAGAAGUAUAAAUACCUUCUUCGUUUUGAUCGGUCGGCCGUCAGCACUCUUGAUCUUUUCCAGCGGUUCAAAGCCCUUGGCAUUCUCCAGCAAACACCGGCUGAAGCACCCGGAUUCGUUCGGGGCAAGUUUUGACCGCCUGGACAAGGCUAAGAAGGAAGCGUUCGGACAACUUCAAUCCAUGUCUGCCGGUGUGAGCCAUAUAAACGGCGUUGCUGGCUACGGAAAGUCAACCCUGCUCGAGUGCAUCACCCUUGCCACGUUCUAUGGAGAGCUUGGCCCAGACGUCACGGUCAAGGAUGCAGAGCCAGGAGGCCGGAAGAUCCUCUACGUUGUGAAUAACAACGAUGGAUUGGAUACUUUUAUCUCUAACGUUGUGGAGAUGCAGCACGACCUAGGCCUUGGACACCCAAUUGAUGUCAUCCGUCUUUACUCGACGGACAGCCUGGUAGAGACCAUGGCUAAGAAGAGUAAAGCCAAACCUCCGCCCGACUCGUUCAAAGAAGAAGAUGCGAAAAAAGCCGUCGUGUCUAUUGACGAGGUGGACCAUUUCACCGCUGCGGUGCAGCUGGCGAAGCUCGAGCUCCAGAUGCACCAGGCUAGAUCCGACACGCGCGCUCAGAAGUCCAAGUGCCGCAACCUCCCCCUUGCCCAGGCCGCUUCCGAGUUCUAUUUGAAGAACAAGGACGGCUAUCCGGACAUCACGAAGGCCAUCGAAGCGACACGGGGAAGUACGAAGCCAUUAGCGCCAGAAGACAUGACCAAGUUCAGAACGGACGUGAAGGCACUGUACGCCGAUUUUCUCUGCCAGUUCAAAGGCCUGGUGUGCGCUACGCCAGUCGCGUGCAGCAAUCACACAUUUCGCUCAAUAUUCAAGCCUGAUCUUGUUCUUGUCGAUGAAGUUGGUCGCAUGGAGUUCGAGUAGCCGACGAUCUGGAAGUGGAUACUUGCCAGCAUCACACGUUGUCCAUGGCCAGGGUUGCGGUAGUCAGACAGCCCUGUUUGCCUUGUUGGUAAUCCAAGAUCACGGUAUUGGACUGAUCGGAGUUCAACCACAGGAACUGCAACUGUAACUUGUCGAGGCUGGUUUCUCCAACAG